Messenger RNA from Oncorhynchus nerka (sockeye salmon), 1128 nucleotides. Its product is annotated as rhodopsin-like. The record is from RefSeq and is a predicted model, not a curated record. Lineage: Eukaryota; Metazoa; Chordata; Actinopteri; Salmoniformes; Salmonidae. Gene Ontology annotation, biological process: neuropeptide signaling pathway. Gene Ontology annotation, cellular component: plasma membrane. The transcript is spliced from 2 exons. Gene Ontology annotation, molecular function: G protein-coupled peptide receptor activity. Bases 1 to 1128 code for a protein of 375 amino acids.
AUGGAUGCAAAGGAUUGGAUCGAAGCCUUAACCCGAGGGCUGAUGUGCCUAGUAGGGAUCCUGGGGAACAACUGGCUGGGUCUCCGCUCUCUCCCUGGACCUAAGUCCCAUCUCCGCACCAACGAGCUCCUCUUCAUCAACCUGGCCGUCUCCAACCUCAUCACCAACUACCUGGUGGACCUCCCUGAUACCAUGGCUGACUUUGCUGGCCGCUGGUUCCUGGGGGAAGCCUACUGCGGUGUGUUCCGGUUCUGCUCGGACCUGUCGGAGACCAGCAGUAUCUUCUCUACCUUGUUUAUUAGUGUGUUCUGGUACCAGAAGCUGGUGGGCUCUCUGAAACGCGGAGGAGCUCCGGUCCAGCUGGACAGCCUCCGUCUCGUAGCCUGUCUCCUGGCUGGCAGCUGGACAGUGGCUGGGGUCUUCAGUGUUCCACACUUCUUCUUUGUCCAGGUGGACAGUGGGAAUGAGAGCCACAAGGACUGUAUAGAAGUAUUUCCCUCCCAAACUGCAAGGCAGACCUAUGAGACAUUGUAUCUGACCCUCGCUAACGCCCUCCCCAUCGCUGGUAUAGUGUUCUCCAGCAUCCAGAUUGUGAUCACUCUGCUAAGGAACCAGAUGCGUAUCAAGGGCCUGACUUCUGACCAUCACAAGGGGACAGAUAAUGCUCUACCUAACCAGCGGGAGAAGAUGGACAUCUCAGAGAAAUAUGAUGAAACAGGCAUCAAGACUUCUGAUAAAGAGGCAGAUUUACCAAUAGUUGCUUCUCCAGAUUUCCCUCAGAGUUCUAGAAACCAGAGGAUUUCAGACAUCCGCCCCAACCUGCCUGGUGUCUCCUGCUCUGUUGGUGAGAGCAGAGUCAGAGCUUCACCAGAUCUCCAGAGGACCUCCCAGCCUCCAGCUAAGCUCAGCCCAGGCACGCAGGUGAAGGCAGCCAAGAGCGUGGUGGCUGUGGCCACUGUGUUUGUGGUGUGCUGGGUGACCCACCUCUUACUGAGGAUAUCCAGCAACAUCCACAAGUCCUCCGUAGUGGUGGAGGUGGCCAGCUACAUCGCAUCCUCUUACACCUGCAUCAUACCUUACAUCUUCCUCUAUGGAGUAAAGAAACUGUCUUGCUCCUGCAGAAGGUAG